AUGAGUCUCUCUCCGGCUGCUGCUCUGGAUCCAAGUCUGGCUGGUAGUCUGGGUCUUCUAUAUCUGGCUGUGGUGGCUAGUGGGCUUUCCUUGCUCUGGUCUGCCUCUGCCUCUGGCUCUGGGCUGGAGUCUGUCAGAUGCAGGCUCCAGGGCACCCCUCGUCCUCCGGCGUUCUCCCAGGACGGGGACUUUGUCAUCGGGGGUGUUUUCUCCAUCCACUACGACAUGAACACUGUGGAACACAGCUACACCAGCCUGCCUGAACCCCGGCAGUGCACACAGCCACAGGGACUUAUGGAUUCCCGUGAGUUGCGCUUCUCGCGCGCCAUGGUCUUCGCAGUUGAGGAAAUAAACAACAGUUCGGACCUGCUACCGGGUGUCACGCUUGGUUAUCAAGUGCACGACUCAUGCUCCUCAGUCCUGAUGGCCGUGAAAGUGGCCUUCCAGCUGGCUAACGGCCUGGACCCCAUGUUUGAUACCGGAGAACAGUGCUCGGGGUCGGCUACGGUGACAGCUAUUGUGGGCGAGUCUGCCUCCACACCUACCAUCAGCAUGUUGCGCAUCAUCGGCCCUUUUGGCAUUCCUCAGGUGAGCCACUCAUCCACCUGUGCGUGUCUGAGUGAUAAGAAACAGUUUCCAACCUUCUUCAGAACCAUCCCCAGUGACCAGUUCCAGGCUGCCGCUCUGGCCCGCCUCAUCAGAUACUUCGGCUGGACCUGGAUUGGGGCGGUCCGUUCCGACUCCGACUACGGUAAUAACGGGAUGGCGGCGUUCCUACAGGAGGCACAAGAGCAGGGCAUGUGUGUGGAGUACUCUGAAGCCUUCUACCGUACCAACCCACUCAGCAGAGUGCAACGGGUGGCCGACGUGAUCCGCAGCUCCACAGCCCGGGUGGUGGUUGCAUUCGUAGUCCUGGAGAGAUUGAGGAGGGUAAACUUCUCCCGUAACGGGUACCAGGUGUCUUUCGAUGCCAACGGGGACCCAGUGGCCACCUAUGAGCUGGUCAACUGGCAGAUAGGGGAGAGUGGGAAGAUGAAAUUUGUGACAGUGGGGCGCUAUGAUGCAUCCCUGCCCCCUGACCAGAGGUUUCACAUCGAGAGGGAAAUCCCCUGGGUAAAGAACAGUACACAGGUGCUUGUGUCAGUGUGCAGUGAGAGCUGUCCCCCAGGCACUCGUAAGGCUGCACAGAAAGGAAAGCCUGUCUGCUGUUAUGACUGUAUCCCAUGUGCAGAGGGAGAGAUCAGCAAUAACACAGAUUCUUCAGACUGUCUGAUCUGUCCUGAGGACCACUGGCCCAACACUGAGAGAGACCGCUGCGUCCUCAAGCCUGUGGAGUUCCUGUCCUUCCACGAGGUUCUCGGAAUAAUCCUGACUGCCUUCUCUGUGGGCGGGGCUUGUCUGGCCAUCUCCACGGCAACCGUCUUCUACCGCCACCGAACUUCGGCCAUCGUCAGGGCCAACAACUCUGAGCUGAGCUUCCUGCUGCUCUUCUCCUUGACUCUGUGUUUUCUGUGUUCUCUUACUUUCAUUGGCCGGCCCUCUGAGUGGUCCUGUAUGCUGCGCCACACAGCGUUUGGGAUCACCUUCAUCCUCUGCAUCUCUUGUGUUCUGGGGAAAACAAUAGUGGUGUUGAUGGCCUUCAGGGCUACAAUUCCAGACAGUAAUGUCAUGAAAUGGUUUGGGCCUCCACAGCAGAGAUUGACUGUAGUGUCCUUCACGUUUGUCCAGGCUUUGAUAUGCACUCUGUGGUUGGUCCUGUCCCCUCCCUUCCCCAUUAAAAACCUCACUACCUACAAGCAAAGGAUCAUUCUAGAGUGUGAUGUGGGUUCAGCCAUUGGUUUCUGGGCUGUGUUGGGGUAUAUAGGACUCCUGGCUCUCUUGUGCUUUGUGCUGGCUUUUCUGGCUCGAAAGCUGCCUGAUAACUUCAAUGAGGCCAAAUUCAUCACCUUCAGCAUGCUCAUAUUCUGUGCAGUCUGGAUCACCUUUAUCCCAGCUUAUGUCAGCUCUCCUGGGAAGUUCACUGUAGCUGUGGAGAUAUUUGCUAUCAUCGCCUCUAGCUUUGGGUUAUUCUUUUUAUUAUUUGUUCCAAAAUGCUUUAUUAUUCUGUUCAGGCCGGAGAAGAACACCAAGAAAAACCUUAUGGGGAAGAACACAUUGUAACAUUCAGUGAUAUGGUAUAUCAUACAGUUAGGUAGCACGACUCUGACAUAGAUUACCAAGAAUUUAGCAGAUAAUCAUUGGUAACAUUGUAACUAGAAACAUGACACAGGGUCACUUUGGAUAUUGCAAUGUUUUGAGUUAUUGUUCAAAUCUAGAGUGUUCAAUCUAAUUUGACCAGCUAAAUGAUGUGGUUAGCAGUAGCCUACAGAGUGGAACCACUUCCAUGUUGUUUGUAAAAAAAUAUGUAUUCCUUUAUGAUUUGAUAUAACAUUGAAGUGCAUGUGUUCAAUUGCUAUUUUAAUUCAUCAUAUGAUGUAUUA
This is a messenger RNA of Coregonus clupeaformis (lake whitefish), 2480 nucleotides long. RefSeq names its product extracellular calcium-sensing receptor-like. Gene Ontology annotation, cellular component: membrane. Gene Ontology annotation, biological process: G protein-coupled receptor signaling pathway. The transcript is spliced from 6 exons. NCBI's taxonomy places the organism in Eukaryota, Metazoa, Chordata, Actinopteri, Salmoniformes, Salmonidae. The record is from RefSeq and is a predicted model, not a curated record. Gene Ontology annotation, molecular function: G protein-coupled receptor activity. Bases 1 to 2160 code for a protein of 719 amino acids.